GAGAGUCCAGUAACAAGAGUUCGAUCGAACACCAGAGAAGAGCUGAUCUGACUCUUGGCUACUAGAUCUUCCCAGAACCCGACGCUGUCUGUACCGCUGACUGAAUCCCUUGAAUAAGGUUGGGAACUUGUAGGGGACAAUGGUGAUGUUGAACAUUCUUAUCCUUCUCAGUUCUAUAGUUGCUCUGGGAGACUUCUCUGCUCUGGGCAACGCAAAUCCAGUGGAUGAGCAGGAGGAUUGGGGAUGUGGUAGAUCAUGUCCCUCUGGUUGGACCAGACACAACUCACAUUGUUACAUCUACGACAACACUGCAAGGACAUGGUCCCAAGCUGAGCAAAACUGUGUGUACCUUGGAGGAAACCUGGUGUCUAUUCACAACGAUGGUGAGAAUGAGGCUGUGAAGAAUGUGGUGUUCAGAGCAACUAAUUCUUACCCUUGGACCUGGAUUGGUGGAUCGGAUCUUUAUAAGACCAAGGUGUGGUUCUGGAGUGACGGAACCAAAUUUGGUUACAGUAACUGGGCGAGUGGGGAGCCCAAUAAUGGUGGAGGCAAAGAGCAUUGUGGUCAAAUAAAUUAUCCAGGCGCUGGAUACUGGAACGAUUUAAGCUGUGAAUACCCUUUGCCGUCUGUGUGCAAGCUCAGAAAACAGUAAAUCCAGCAAAACAUCAACAAAUGCAACUCAACUGUGUCAAAUAUUAAACACUUUAUAUGGUAAAGUCUAUUACUUGUUAGUUGAUUACUUGCUGUAAAAGGAAUGUUACAAAAUGUUGACAAAUGGUUUUGAGGUUUGAAAUGAAUAAAACUAGUGAAUGGAU
This is a messenger RNA of Esox lucius (northern pike), 815 nucleotides long. Its product is annotated as ladderlectin. NCBI's taxonomy places the organism in Eukaryota, Metazoa, Chordata, Actinopteri, Esociformes, Esocidae. The record is from RefSeq and is a predicted model, not a curated record. The transcript is spliced from 6 exons. Gene Ontology annotation, molecular function: signaling receptor activity. The coding region runs from base 140 to 652 and encodes 170 amino acids.